Echinostoma caproni is the source of this 414-nucleotide messenger RNA. The record is from the annotation of a GenBank genome assembly. NCBI's taxonomy places the organism in Eukaryota, Metazoa, Platyhelminthes, Trematoda, Plagiorchiida, Echinostomatidae.
AUGUAUCCCCGGUUUCGACCGGAAGAAGCACUCAAACUGUUGGGCAAAGCCACAACUGCUCCACCGCGAAAAGUGGACUAUUAUGAUCGAUCGGAACCGGUUCAGGCACGAUUGCACAAAUCGCUCAAAUUAUGGACCCUGUACACAGACCUUGAGGAGAGCCUGGGCACCUUUGAAACCACCAAGGCGGCGUAUGAUCGAAUGAUUGAUUUGCGAAUCGCCACUCCCCAGAUAAUCAUGAAUUACGCACUGUUUCUGGAAGAGUUGAACUAUUUCGAGGAGGCGUUCAAGGCUUACGAGAAAGGAGUUGCUCUGUUCCGUUGGCCAAACGUGUACGACAUCUGGGCGGCCUAUUUGGCAAAGUUUAUGGAGCGAUAUGUGAGUAUAGUUGUUAAAUUCCGACACAAUUUUUAA